AGCUCCGUGCGCUAGCUUCAAUUUUGUCGUAAGCCAAUCAAAAAAAAAAAUCAACUGAAAAUGUUCGUGUCGACAGUCUCUCGCAUUGCCCCCGUUGCCAGGAGCGCCCUCCUCGCCAACUCCAAGCAGUACUUGCGACCAUUGAGCAGCGCCGUCAUCAGCCAGAGCCAGACCUUGGCCGCUCAGAACACAACCCCAGUUGCAUUACUGCCACAAAUCAGGUCAUUCCAGACCUCGCCCGUCACCCGUGACAUUGAUUCGGCUGCCAAAUUCAUUGGUGCUGGUGCUGCAACAGUCGGUGUCGCUGGAUCCGGUGCUGGUAUCGGAACAGUAUUCGGUUCCCUCAUCAUUGGUUAUGCCAGGAAUCCAUCCUUGAAACAGCAGCUGUUCUCCUACGCCAUUCUGGGCUUUGCCCUGUCUGAGGCCAUGGGUCUGUUCUGUCUUAUGAUGGCUUUCCUGCUGCUCUUCGCCUUCUAAGCGCGCAUCGAACGAAUGCUCGUCCUUGUUUCCUGCAAUCGUGCGUGUGUGUGUGUGUGCGCUCGGCUGAGGGCAGACGCGGGCAUCCGAGCGGCGGCAGAGGGGAAGUAACCAACAACCAACCAACCAACAACAACACCAUCGUUCGUUUUUCGAUUAUUAAUGAUAAAAAUGAUUGAUUGAUUGAUAGCAACAAGAACAUCCUGUACAACUAUCUAAUUAUAAAAUAACAACCACAACCACAUAAUAUAUGUAAUUUUGUUUUUAAAAAACAUCCGAAACACCCGAAACGUAGUAAUCGCCUAAGGAGAAGAACAAAGAACACACUUUGAGUUAAGUUUAAAACGAUAUCAGCAGAGCGGAGCGGAGCGCUAAUAAACAAUUCUGGAAGAACA
Molecule: messenger RNA, 872 nt
Organism: Drosophila persimilis
Lineage: Eukaryota; Metazoa; Arthropoda; Insecta; Diptera; Drosophilidae
Gene: ATPsynC
Product: ATP synthase lipid-binding protein, mitochondrial
Exons: 3
Coding region: 61-477 (138 amino acids)
Biological process (GO): proton transmembrane transport; proton motive force-driven ATP synthesis
Molecular function (GO): proton transmembrane transporter activity
Source: RefSeq, a predicted model, not a curated record